Messenger RNA from Cloeon dipterum, 1474 nucleotides. RefSeq names its product serine protease inhibitor dipetalogastin-like. The record is from RefSeq and is a predicted model, not a curated record. Lineage: Eukaryota; Metazoa; Arthropoda; Insecta; Ephemeroptera; Baetidae. Bases 74 to 1300 code for a protein of 408 amino acids. The transcript is spliced from 8 exons. Gene Ontology annotation, molecular function: protein binding; serine-type endopeptidase inhibitor activity.
UAUACCUGGCGAGGAGCACCAGCUAGCGCGACGAGCCAACUCGUAUUUAGAGCCGCGCGUUCAGUGGAAUAGAAUGGCUCUCUCCAAGAAGUGCGUCGUGCGGGCCGCCCUGGCGUUUGCCCUCGUCAGCGUCGCCACUUGCAGCUCUGAUACGGUGUCUUUUUCAGAAAACAAUAGAGGCUCGAUAGACCAAUCGUGUUGGGAGGCAGUCGGUAUUGAUUCUUGGCCCAUCAAAGAAGAGGAGCAAGUUUGCGGAACAAACGGCGUUUUGUACCCCAGCCAAAAUGCACUCAAGUGUAUUUCCAAACAAGCAGGAGUUGAGCAACAGGAGCGAGAAAAGUGCAGCGGCGGCUCCGACGGCGGCGGCAAGUUCGAUCCGUGCGUGGCGCUCGCCUACGUCGCCACGCGCCGAGUAUGCGGCUCUGAUAAUGUGACGUACAACAACGUGUGGCAUAUGGUGUGCACCUCCAACAUGUACAGCGUGGAGAUAAAUGCCGAGCACGACGGCGAGUGUGCCAUCGAGUGUCCUUACUCGCCCGUCUACAAACCUGUUUGCAGCACCACUGAUUACACCUUUGCCAACGAGCAGGCUCUCAAGUGCAAGCAGAUAUUGCAGCCGUAUAUCAAGAACGGUUUCCAGCACGAGGGUCAGUGUAAGAGGCAGCAGAGCACCAACCCUUGCUACGAAUCUAACACAUUCACCCCAGUGUGCGCUUCAAACGGGCACACUUACACGAGUGCUCAGCACAUUCGCUGCCUGAAGCAAGUCAAUAGCGAUCUGCGGGCACUUCACGACGGUGCUUGCACUCCGGACGAGGUGAAAGAGAUCAUUGGGCUGGACGACGUGUGCAGGAUGGCGAAUCACAGGCAGGAGUGGAGUCCCAUUUGCGGCAGCGACAACGUCACCUACCCCAACUCGUACCGGUAUCUCUGCGCUAAGAAGGAGAAGGGCGAAGAUUUACAAGUGUCCUACAUGGGCGAAUGCGGGUCUUUCGACUACUGCCGGCAGCCGGAACCAGAUGCGAGCCCAGUUUGUGGCACGGACGGAGUGACAUACCCACACGAUAACGCCCUGUACUGCGCGCAGGCCAGCUCGCGAUACCUCGGCAAAAAGCACCAGGGCGCGUGCAACGGAACCGUUGACGACCCCUGUUUGCACAGAGGCUUUCCCUUUUUGGACGACAACGGCAGGCCCGUGUGCGCUUCCAACGCAGUCACUUACGUCUCGCCCGAAGCCCUGUGGUGCGCGGCCAAAAACGAUUCCGGAAUUAAAUUUAUUCAUUCCGGAGAGUGCUUUUAGCCGACGUGUGCGAGGCUUACGACGACACCAUACGCUCGAGGGGCUUAUACCAGCGCCGCUCACGUAAUACCCGCGUAAUUUAUUUGAUGUGAGAUUCUGCCUCAUCUGCAAAUAUUUAUUUUCAAAUAAAACUGCUGCAUAUAUAGGCCAUGAAGUAUUAAAACCGAUACCCAA